This is a messenger RNA of Petromyzon marinus (sea lamprey), 1513 nucleotides long. RefSeq names its product deoxycytidine kinase (gene DCK). The record is from RefSeq and is a predicted model, not a curated record. Gene Ontology annotation, molecular function: deoxynucleoside kinase activity; ATP binding. NCBI's taxonomy places the organism in Eukaryota, Metazoa, Chordata, Hyperoartia, Petromyzontiformes, Petromyzontidae. Gene Ontology annotation, cellular component: mitochondrion; cytoplasm. Gene Ontology annotation, biological process: nucleobase-containing compound metabolic process.
AAAGGGCGUGCAGGGCUGCAGUAAAAGGUUAAGAGCCACCUUAAAACAAAGCCCGACGUUUCGGGCCAAUGGGUCUUUAGAGACGGGAGAGCCUCACCAAGGUCAUCCAAUCAGCGCGCGGGGUUGGUUACACUGCGUCUGGCCAAUCAGCGCUUUCGUGGGCGUGGCCCGCGUGGGGCGCGUGCUAUGUGAGACCUCGCGCCGAAACAAUCGUUGAGCAGUCGGCGAACACGAGGCCGGUGUGUGAGUUAUCGGUUCUGUGAUCUCGGUUUCGUUUCAUUCACAUUAUUCGUUUAAAAAAAGAGAAGUAAUCAACAAUUGCUUUGUUCGGUUAAAUCUACAAGCUCAGUAGUGUUAUAUACCAUGGCCACGCCGCCGAAAAGAAUGUGCAUCAGCCCCUCGCUGAAUGACAGCUUUGAGAAGCGGGUUAAGCGCGUGUCGAUCGAAGGCAACAUCGCGGCAGGGAAGUCGACAUUCGUGCGGAUCCUGCAGAAGGCGGAGGAGGCAUGGGAGGUGGUGCCCGAGCCAAUCGCACGCUGGUGCAACGUGCAGACGGACCACGAUGACUCUGAGGAGCUGUCCUCCUCGCAAAAGAGCGGGGGCAACCUGCUGCAGAUGAUGUACGACAAGCCAAGCCGCUGGGCCUACACCUUCCAGACGUACGCCUGCCUCAGCCGUAUCCGCGCCCAGCUGCGCGUGCCGCCCGCCAAGCUCGACCAGGCGGACGCGCCCGUGCAGUUCUUUGAGCGCUCUGUGUACAGCGACAGGUACGUGUUUGCGUCCAACCUCUUUGAAGCGGGCUGCAUCAACGAGACGGAGUGGGCCAUCUACCAGGACUGGCACGGCUGGCUGCUCGGCGAGUUCGGUCCCAAGAUCGACCUCGACGCAAUCAUCUACCUGCGUGCGACGCCCGAGCGCUGCAUGGAACGGCUGCACGUCCGUGGCCGUUCAGAGGAGCAGGACAUCGAGCUGGAGUACCUGCAGAAGCUGCACGACAAGCACGAGAGCUGGCUGCACGACCGUGACAUGCCGGUGGACUUCGACUGCCUCAAGACUAUGCCCAUCCUUGUCCUCGACGUGGGAGAAGACUUCAAGACGAAUCGCACCAAGCAGGAAGAUCUCAUUGACCAGGUGAAAUCGUUCCUGAACGACAUCUGACCACAACGCAGCUGCUGGAAGGUUCAUCUGGAAAGGCCGCUAUGUGGGCACACACGUGCUGCUGCCUCUUAAGUCUUGAAUUUCAAAUAUUGUCAAUUUAAAUAUUUAAUAGUACUCAACAUGUGGGGUUUUUCGAUACAUCAUUUGUGCAUGCGUUUGGCCAAAUUAUUGUGGUCCAUUGCAAUUCAAGGUACAAAGUUGACACCUAAAAUGAAACGCUUUUUAUUUCCCUUUUGGUCGAGAUGUUUGAAUGAACUGCCCGAAAGUGGGCCUUGAAAGGUGCAACCUGUUAUUUUAAAUGUAAAAAAAAAUCUUUUAUCGUAUAUUUUUUAUCAAAUAAACAAAUAUAACUUUA